CGAUGUCAGUUUUCGAUACCCAUAUCGUCAUUAUUCAAAUUUGAAAAAAGGGGCAACCCUAAACAGAGGCGUCCUUAAAAACGCGCGAAUCUUCAAUCUAACAACAUAAAAACUACAAACUACAAUUAAGCAAGAAACUGCUGGAUUUGUGCACUUUGGAGACCAACACAACUUAGCAUGAGUGAUUCGUCUGAAGCACCAACGCGUGAGAAGCGCUCUUUUCUGAUGGCUCGAGAUCCCAGCGUUGACCGGCGCUUUCGGCCCAGGCCGAACAAAAAGUUGCGUCUCUUUGAUGAUAUCCACGAAUCAGCAGAGAGCACAGAUCCCUCAGACACGGAAUCAGAAUACACAUCUAAUGGGGGAGACGAUGCAACCAGUGUAGAAGAUAGCAGUGUAGCGGAGACGGGACCACAGGUGUUUCUGCGUCUGCGUCCCGUGAGUGCUGCCUCCAAGGGAUACUCGCUAUCAGACGAUGGCAAAGUUCUGAUAACCAGCGCAAAGAGUGAAAAUAGCAGUAACAAUGUCAACCGAAUGGAAAAGCACUUUGGAUUCACAUCCAUUUUUGAUGGCACCGUUGGGCAGCAGGAUAUCUACGACAUCUGUGUUGGCCCCAAGAUUCUGGAAGAGGAAUGCGUGACCAUAAUGACGUAUGGCACUUCAGGCUCGGGAAAAACUUACACGCUGCUUGGCGAUGAUGUGCGGGCUGGUGUUAUACCCCGCGGCCUAGAGCACAUAUUCACAGUCUACCUGGAGAACAUGUAUCACGCACCCAAGCUAAAACUGAUCAACGGGUGCAUUGUGUUUUUGCAAGACGACGCCACGCUGCGGGAAAUGCAAAUAAGCAAGAAACUGCUCGAUUUGUGCCCGGAUAUUGGCGCCAAUCACGAGCGACUGAGGCAGGUGAUUAAGAGCGAUCACACCUUCGAGACGAAGGCCGAGCCAGACGUAUCGGUAAUGAUUUGGGUAUCCUUUGUGGAGAUCUACAAUGAACUGGUUUACGACCUACUGAGCAUACCGCCGCGUCAAGAAAACCUUGGAGCUGCGCCACGCAAACCCCUAAAGAUCGCCUGCAAUAAAGGGCAAGUAUUUAUCAAGGGCCUCACGACUGUGUUCGUGAAGAGCAGCGAGGAAGCAUUGCGGCUCCUGCGGCUGGGGCAGCAGCGUUCCACAUACGCUUCGACUUCCGUGAACUCGAACUCUAGCCGAUCGCACUGUGUCUUCACCGUGGAUGUGUUAAAGUACAACCGCUCGGGCAUGACCACUCAAUGUUCGUACAAGUUCUGCGACCUCGCGGGCUCGGAACGUGUCAACAAUACAGGCACCAUAGGGCUACGCCUCAAGGAGGCGAAGAACAUCAAUACCUCCCUAAUGACACUGGGACGCUGUCUGGAUGCGGCUAGUACUUCGCGCAAGAAGCCGAGCACUGACGUCAUACCAUUUCGCGAUUCGAAGCUAACCAUGCUGCUGCAAGCAGCCCUACUCGGAAAGGAACGAUUGGCCAUGAUAGUGACCGUCACGCCGCUGGAGAAGUACUAUGAGGAAAACCUGAACGUGCUUAACUUUGCUUCCAUAGCGAAGAAUAUAAUUUUCAAAGAGCCGAUGGUGAAGCAGCAUAGUACACGUUAUUCCAGUUUCUUGGACAACUCAAAAAGGAAUAGUCAAUACGAAUACAUUAAAGAGAUUGAGGAGGAUAACAUCGGUUUGCGGGAAGAGAUCGAUCGUUUGAAGUUCGACCAUGUGCUGAAGAUGCAGCUGCUGGAGGAGAAGCUGCGAAAGGAACUUACCGACACCUUCCAGGAAAUGAUGCGGGUGAACAAAAAACAGUGGGAGGAGCAGUCCGAGAAGCAACUCUUGAUGGCAGAGAGGGAGUUUGAGUUUAAGUUGGGCUCACAAAAGCGGCGCUACGAAGAGGAAAUUGAGGAUCUUAAAGAUGAAAUCGAGGAUCUGAAAUCUCCCUCAAGAGACAUUGACACUGACAGUAUGGAUGAAAUGGACGAGGAUCCCAAAUCGCCAAUCGAAAUACUCGAUGACGAAUAGUACAUGCAUACAUAUGUUUUAUUUCAAAUGUUUAAUGUUUAGUUUAAGUGUUAGUUAUUUCUUAUAUUUAAUUCCUUUUCCAUUGAAAACCAUUCUCAUUAAAUAAAAAUGUGUUUGUCUUUUAAUGUGAAGAAUUUGCAAUCAGAAUCAGAAUUUCUAGCUGCCAGGCAAACAGCAC
This is a messenger RNA of Drosophila obscura, 2215 nucleotides long. RefSeq names its product kinesin-like protein subito (gene sub). The transcript has 4 exons. Gene Ontology annotation, cellular component: nucleus; kinesin complex; microtubule. Gene Ontology annotation, molecular function: ATP binding; microtubule motor activity; ATP hydrolysis activity. The record is from RefSeq and is a predicted model, not a curated record. The coding region runs from base 178 to 2037 and encodes 619 amino acids. Gene Ontology annotation, biological process: microtubule-based movement. Lineage: Eukaryota; Metazoa; Arthropoda; Insecta; Diptera; Drosophilidae.